GGCGGACCCUGCUCGGCCGGAGCCGGACGUGCCUCACGUGCUUGUGUUGUAUAAACCUGCACUCUGAUGAUACGUGUGGUGACCACAGAGACAGUAAAAUUGGCUUUCUGAAAACAAGAGAUGUUUGUUCCUAAAACAGAUAACCAAUCUGAUCUCGAGGGGCCGCAUAGAAACGCUGGGCCGUGGCUGUGCUCCAUUUGCUCGCAGCAAAAUGAUACGAGCUGUAUGUCCUGUGAGGUAUGCGGCGUUCUUCGGGAUUUGUCACUGUAUUUCAAUAACUCCAAUGAACCUGAAGGUGGAGCUAAACGUAGAAACAAGCAUUCUGGUGUAUCUGUACUGGCAAGAUCUCUUUUCGCACCAUCUGGUCCAAAAUCAAAAGCCGUUGUUUUCUCCGAUGGAUUUCGAGGCAACAAAAACGCAACAGGACAUAUGCAAGCUUCCUUGGGUACUCUGCACAAGACAUACAUGACACAUAAGCAGCGCCAUAACAUAGUGCCUUUCAAGUUUGAUAUACCAUCUCCUGAUGACAUGGUCUCUACAGGCUUAAAAUCGUCCAGACAUUUGCGAAAAGCUGUUCCAUCUGUAGAUAUCCCCGGAAAGAUGGUGAUGGGUGAUGAUGAUCUUGUAGUUGAGAAGGAUACAAGUACAGACCCAAGUUCAUCAGUGAAGUUGGAUGAACUUGGUGGAAAUAGUAGCACUGUUGCCGCCAAUACUCAGAACGAAACUCUUAUUUUGGACAAUGAGCUACAACAUUUGAGUUUAGAGAGGAAGCCAAAAAACAGUAAAACCAAGAUUAAGAAGCCAGUUCCUGUUUCACAAUACAAGCCAGAACCGUGGAUGCUACAGGGCGAAGAUCAAGACAUGCCUAGACAACUAAAUCUUGCUAUUGUUGGUCACGUUGAUUCUGGCAAAUCAACAUUAUGUGGUAGGUUGCUGCAUGCCCUGGGUAGAAUUUCAAAAAAGCAAAUGCAUAAGAAUGAGAAAGAAGCGAAAGAAAAGGGAAAAGGGUCGUUUGCAUAUGCUUGGGCAAUGGACGACAGUGCUGAUGAAAGGGCACGUGGCAUUACGAUGAAUGUCGGUGUAGCAUACUUUGACACCAAAAAUUACCAAGUUGUUAUGCUCGACUCCCCUGGUCACAAGGAUUUCGUUCCUAACAUGAUAUCUGGAGUGACGCAAGCUGAUGCAGCUGUCCUAGUUGUUGAUGCCUCUCUUGGAUCAUUCGAGUCAGGCAUGGGCGUUAAUGGGGUUGGUCAGACAAAGGAGCACUCACAGCUUAUUCGAAGCUUUGGUGUCGAGAACUUGAUAGUUGCUGUCAAUAAGAUGGAUUCAGUGGAAUAUUCGGCAGAACGCUUCAAUUAUGUGAAAUCACAACUUGGCAUUUUUCUCCGAUCUUGUGGCUAUAAAGAGUCAGCGAUAACCUGGGUUCCUUUGAGUGCGAUGGAAAAUGAAAAUCUGGUGACAGCAGCUUCAGAUACUCGUCUCUCAUCAUGGUUUCACGGGACUUGCCUUCUGGAAGCAAUUGACUCGUCAGCACCACCUCCUCGUGAUGUUUCAAGGCCACUACGGCUUCCAAUUUGUGAUGUUAUUUCAUCCCAUGUGCUGGGGCAAGUGGCGGUUUGUGGUAAAGUGGUGUGUGGAGCAAUCGGAAGUGAUUCCAAGGUCCUUGUGAUGCCUUCUGGAGAGCUAGCUACAGUGAAAAUCAUCGAGCGGGACUCCUCUCGUCUCAGCUCGGCAAGAGCCGGCGACAACAUUGCGAUUGGACUGCAAGGGAUCGACCCGAUCCAUGUGAUGUCUGGUGGAGUUCUGUGCCAUCCGGAUUACCCCGUGUCGGUGGCGUCUUCCCUGGAGCUGAAGAUCCUGGUGCUAGACAUCACCGUACCUAUACUGCCCGGCCUUCAGUUUGAGCUCCAUGUGCACCACGCGAAGGUGUCGGCGUCCCUGGUGAGAAUCGUGUCACUGCUGGACCAGAAGACUGGCAAAGCCUCAGCGAAGAAGCCGCGGAUGCUCACCGCUAGACAGGCUGCCAUCAUCGAGGUACGUCGCGUUACAUGUGCGCCCUUACAGCAGAUGAGUCUGAAUGAGUGCCUGGUGAUCGUCUGUGGUGCCUGUUUUGUCCAGGUGAAGCUGGAGAGGGAGGUGUGCGUGGAGGAGUUCGCGACCCUCAAGGCCCUGGGCCGGGCGUUCCUGCGGUCGCAGGGGAGCACCGUCGCGGUCGGCGUCGUGACCCGCGUCGUGCAGGUACAGGGGGAGCGAGCAGAGCAGGCUUCUUAGGGCGCGUUGGUUAGGUCCAUCCUGUAGGAGCAGAGUUGUAUAGACAGGCAGACACUCGUCGUCAGGUCAGGGGUGCGUGAACCUGAACGUUUUUGGCGGACCGGACCGGACCAGGUCAGGGGUCUCAUGUGCCUGUAGACAGACACUCAUGAGUGAUGAGGUCCUCCUGUUGCUGUUGGGUUGGGCGUUGGCGCUGCUGCCGCGUCCGCAUCUCCUGUAGGCAGUCACUGAUGAAUUCCUCCUGUUGCUGUUGGGCGUGGACCGCGUGGCAGCUCGCGCGUAGCGAUCCUCCACGGCGGCCGCACGCGCACCGACACACAUCGCCGUAGGUGCAGUACAGUACCAGCGAUGGCAGCUAGAGUCCUAGCUGCACCUCAUCAGCGCGACGCAGCGCAACACAAACGAUUCUUCCGACUCUGUAACAUGAUCCAGUCAGUGGAUGAUUCAACACAAACGAUUUUUUUUUCGCAAGCA
This is a messenger RNA of Triticum dicoccoides, 2745 nucleotides long. RefSeq names its product HBS1-like protein. Lineage: Eukaryota; Viridiplantae; Streptophyta; Magnoliopsida; Poales; Poaceae. The coding region runs from base 121 to 2271 and encodes 716 amino acids. The record is from RefSeq and is a predicted model, not a curated record. The transcript is spliced from 11 exons. Gene Ontology annotation, molecular function: GTPase activity; GTP binding.